AUGACGCCGGAGACGGUGACGCUGAUACUGGUCAACCUCGCCGGAAUAAUGGAAAGAGCUGACGAGUCAUUGUUACCGGGAGUUUACAAGGAGGUUGGAGAAGAGCUCCACGCUGACCCUACUCGGUUGGGAUCGUUGACCCUUUUCCGAUCAAUCGUUCAGGCGUCCUGCUUCCCUCUCGCGGCGUACUUGGCGAUGCGCCAUAACCGUGCUCACAUCAUAGCUUACGGUGCUUUCCUUUGGGCCGCCGCUACUUUCCUCGUUGCAUUAUCUUCCUCAUUUUUUCAGGUUGCAAUAUCUAGAGCUUUGAACGGAAUCGGCCUUGCAAUAGUAGGACCCGCAAUCCAAUCAUUAGUAGCCGAUUCCACCAAUGAUGAAAACCGUGGAAUGGCUUUCGGGUGGCUACAACUAACAAGCAACCUCGGUUCAAUCAUCGGUGGACUCCUUUCCUUACUUUUAGCCUCCACCACAUUCCUCGGAAUCUCCGGAUGGCGAAUCGCCUUUCAUCUCGUCGGAAUCAUCAGUGUCAUCGUCGGAAUCAUGGUCCGCCUUUUCGCCGACGACCCACGUUUCAAAGAUUCCAAAACCCCUCAAAAUGUCGGAAAAAAUCAAACUUUAUUAUCCCAAGUCAAAGAGUUAGCCCGGGAGGCUAAAUCCGUCAUUAAUAUUCGGUCUUUUCAGAUUAUUGUGGCUCAAGGUGUUACGGGUUCGUUUCCGUGGUCGGCAUUGUCGUUUGCACCCAUGUGGUUGGAACUUGUUGGUUUCUCUCAUAAGGAUACGGCUUUCUUGAUGACUUUAUUUGUGAUUGGGAAUUCGUUUGGGGGGUUGUUUGGAGGCCGGGUUGGUGAUAUUUUAUCGAAGCGGAAUCCGAAUUCCGGGAGGAUUGUUUUGGCCCAAAUAAGUUCGGCAUCGGCGAUUCCAUUAGGGGCGUUGCUUUUGUUGGCAUUGAAGGACGAUCCUUCGGCUUUGUUUUCGCAUGCUAUCGUGUUGUUUGUCACGGGUUUUUUUAUUUCUUGGAACGGCCCGGCUACAAACAAUCCUAUUUUUGCAGAGAUUGUUCCGGAGAAAUCACGAACAAGCAUCUACGCAUUAGACCGAUCAUUCGAGUCAAUCCUAUCGUCAUUUGCUCCUCCAAUAGUCGGAAUCCUGGCCCAACAUGUUUACGGUUACAAACCGAUUGAAAAAGGAUCCGAAACCAUCGAAACCGAUCGCGUUAACGCCACCUCAUUGGCUAAAGCCCUCUACAUUUCAAUCGCGAUUCCGAUGACAUUGUGUUGUUUCAUCUAUUCCUUUCUGUAUCGAACGUACCCAAGAGACCGAGAACGUGCCCAGAUGGAAGCUCUUAUAGAAGCCGAAAUGGAAACUCUGGAAUCGGAAUCAGAAGAACAGAAACCGAGGUACCGAUUCAAUGAUGAUGAUGAUCAUGAUGAUAGAACGAGUAUCGAUAUGGAGUAUGGUGGUGGAGAUGAUUCGGUUGUGUUAGAUGAAAGCGAUGAAAAAUUGUUGCUUUAUAGACAAUUGACAUUUGCAAAUAUGAUUCAUAGUUGA
This is a messenger RNA of Lactuca saligna, 1548 nucleotides long. The record is from the annotation of a GenBank genome assembly. Lineage: Eukaryota; Viridiplantae; Streptophyta; Magnoliopsida; Asterales; Asteraceae.